AUCAGGAGGAGUACGACCACUACAAUACAAGCACGCUGCUGCUCAUGCAUGUGUGCAAUAAGAGUGAGUGGACCAUACCACAUGUCAGCGUGUUGCACUGGUGCGGAAUUUCCGAGGAGCACUCAGACGUAGCCGACGGCCAAGUGAGCAGCAGGCUUCAGACGCCGAGGCGCAGCACAUACAGAGGAGCCUAUAUUCCCCUUCCUGUGUCCACCAGUUCUGCAUAUUACCUGCUUUCUUCGCGUUUGAAGCUCCUCUCCUCGUCUCGUCCGUUCCAAUGGCUCGCGUCUCGCCUUUCGUUCUUCUCACCGUCUUUCUAGCCUUGGCCGCCAUUCAAGUCCCUACAUCCUCCGCGUUCAACGCUGCUGGCUCGCUUCGCCUCGGUCUCUCCAAGAUCUUCCUCCCCGAGCGGCCGCAGGACGGUCCCUCCGCGUCGCCUUCGUGCAAGUCCAUCGAAUGUCCGCCGUACGAGCUGGUGCACGAGGAGUCGGAUUUCCAGAUUCGUCGUUACAGGAGCGCGGUGUGGGCCGAGACGGACCCUAUUAACGAGGUGUCUUUUAAGAAGGCCGUUUAUGCCGGCUUCCACAGGCUCUUCCAGUACAUUCAGGGUCGCAACGACGAUGGCGUCACUAUCCCCAUGACGGCUCCAGUGCUCACAACCAUCAAACCCUCCGGCGGACCGUUUUGUGCUUCCACCUUCCUCGUCCGCUUCCUCGUCCCGAAGAGCUUCGCCGCGAAUCCCCCGAAACCCGCUUCCGCGCUUAACCUGCACAUCCGUCGCGUGCCGUCGCUCUGCGUCGCCGUGCGAACGUUCUCGGGAUUCGCGACGGAUUUCAACGUCGCGCAGGAGGCGGCGACUCUCGGCGACAGCCUGGCGAAUACGGCGUGGGCGAAUGUUACAGCGGCGGUGGGAGGGGAGGCGUACAGCAUUGCGGAGUAUAACUCCCCGUUUGAGCUGAUUGGCCGGGUGAACGAGAUCUGGGUGCCCUUUAGGGAGGCUACUGGGGAGGGGGAUGAGUGUCUGCCUUAGUGGCAGAUCAUUGGGGAUGCAUGUAUCGGGGAUGUAUGCAUUCCUUAGUCCUCUUAGGUGCUGCCUGGUCGAUUUCUUGUCCUGAGCUGGUCGUUUCCUCCUGUCUUUUUGUGUGGGGGUCGUUAGAAGCAAUGACGGGCCUCCGCCUUGUGGCCUCUUCCUUGCACUCUUGUUUUUUGGGUCUUUUGUCAAGGAGAACCUAGCUCCUGUAAUCUGCCCUGUUUAGAAAACAAUCAAGUGCAAUGUGCUGGAACAUGGGCAUGUUUGCGCACUUGUCUCUUAGGCACCAGCGCAGAUCUGAGUUUCCAUUAUUACCGUAUG
This is a messenger RNA of Closterium sp. NIES-67, 1351 nucleotides long. The record is from the annotation of a GenBank genome assembly. Lineage: Eukaryota; Viridiplantae; Streptophyta; Zygnematophyceae; Desmidiales; Closteriaceae.